Molecule: messenger RNA, 3095 nt
Organism: Rhopilema esculentum
Lineage: Eukaryota; Metazoa; Cnidaria; Scyphozoa; Rhizostomeae; Rhizostomatidae
Product: ubiquitin carboxyl-terminal hydrolase 4
Biological process (GO): protein deubiquitination
Molecular function (GO): cysteine-type deubiquitinase activity
Source: RefSeq, a predicted model, not a curated record
AGUCCUCAAUGAUUGAUUUCUCGUUGGGUUGUCGCAGGUUUAGUGCGUAAUAGUGGAAGUCGCCUUUUGCAAUCAAGCAAAUGGCUGUGCCGAGCUGAGAAAAGCAAUUUACUUCUAAAAUUAACACGUGAAAUUUAAGUCCCUGAAAUGACUAUACACUCAGAGGAAACGCCGAAAAGUAUGGAUGAGAACGAGAGACUGGAUGGGCCUAGCCUGGAGGAGCCACCUUCGAUUGACGAGCAGAAGGAGAUUAUUUCGGAAUAUUUGAAAGAGCCUCUUAAAAAAGGAGAAACCUGGUACCUCAUCUGCACAAGAUGGUUUAAGCAAUGGCAGUCAUAUGUUGGCUUUAAUGAUUAUUGUGAUUUAGACAAAGGCAAAGAGAUUUCGUUCCCUGGCCCUAUUGAUAACACUCCCCUGUUCAAAGACAUUACAAAAAGUGAUGAUUUGAAAGAUCACAUGAUGGAAGAAAUAGAUUAUCACCUUUUGCCUAUUGGUGCAUGGGAAGAUCUAAUGAAAUGGUAUGGUAUGGUGGACGGCUCAAAAACUUUGGCCAGGAAGGUACAAGAACAUGGGCAGUAUGUCAAAGAUUUGAAAGUAGAAGUGUACCUCCCUAAGUUGAAGCUUUGUCGCAAUUCAGAAUUGGAGAACUGUGUCGUGAAAGAAUUUAGCAAAACAGCUACUUUAGAUGAUGUUAUGCAAGAGAUGAGAAUUGCAUUCAGCGUACCAGAAGAUAAGGAUAUUAGAAUUUGGAAUAGGUAUAUGAGUAGCACGUAUGAGCUUUUGAAAAAUACAUCAUCGACUAUUCAAGACGCAGGACUUUAUGAUGGGCAGGUUGUUGUAAUGGAGCAAAAGAACGAUGAUGGCAGUUGGCCUAGACACACAAGGUCAAGCUCCAUAUCAAAUACAUCAGGGGCUUCUCCAACUGCAAUGGAGUCAUCAUCUUUUGCAUCUGGCUGGUCGCCUGGUUCAUCUAGCUUUUCAAGUACUUACGGCCUGUCUUACGGCAGCUCGUACUCUGGAUACUCAGAUGAAACCAGAAGAAGACGAACUUCCAGUGGCAGUGGAUCCGGCAGAGCGGGUCUUUGUGGCCUCAGUAAUCUUGGCAACACUUGCUUUAUGAACUCAGCAUUACAGUGCUUGAGUAACACAGCUCCAUUGGCCAAGUAUUUUAUAGCUGGUAACUACAAAAACGAACUAAAUCCUCAAAAUCCGUUGGGAAUGAGGGGUGAAAUCGCCAUUGCCUAUGCUGAGCUGAUGCUGCAGAUAUGGUCCGGACACCAUAGUUUUGUAUCUCCUAGGAAUUUCAAGGUUGCAGUCGGAAGAUUUGCCCCACAGUUCUCAGGGUAUCAGCAGCAGGAUUCCCAUGAGCUUCUUGCAUUUUUAUUAGAUGGACUUCACGAAGAUUUGAAUCGUGUUAAAAAGAAGCCGUAUGUUGAAAUCCCAGACCACGAUGGACGCCCAGAUGACGAACUAGCACACGAAGCAUGGGCAAAUCAUCAGCUCCGGAACUGUUCGAUAAUCGUAGAUCUGUUUCAUGGUCUUUUCAAAUCCACUGUUGUUUGUCCUAUGUGCUCAAAGAUCUCUGUGACAUUCGAUCCAUUCUGUUAUCUAUCGCUACCACUGCCAGUUGUCAAGGAAAGAUCCCUCAGCAUCGUUUUCGUUCCACUGGAGUCCACCAAAAGGCCUGUUCUUAUGAAAGUUGUUGUCCCCAAAGCCGGCACUGUUAGUGAUUUGACUGUAGUUGUUGCGAAGAUGACUGGUGUUGAGGCUUCUAAGCUGGUCAUCGCCGAGGUCUACAGUCAUCGGUUUCACAAGUUUUUCGAAAGGAGAGACGCACUUAGUCACAUAACAGAAAAGGAUCACAUCUAUGCGUUUGAGGUUCCCAUGUCUAAAGAUGACACUCGAGACUCAGAACUGGUUGUCCUUCCUGUGUACCUUCGUCUGGAAAGAUCAUCAUCACUGCCCUACAGCACCUACUGUGGAUCGCCGACAUUGUUCGGUACACCAAUGCUUGUUCCUGUGCCAAGAAAGGGUGUUAAUUACGACGAUUUGUACCAGAUUAUAUUACGAUCUUUAAGACGGGUAAUGAAACCACAAAAUGAAGACGAUAACGACAAAGCAGAAGACGAGGUUAACGGAGAAGACAGUGGAGACGAUGAAGGGAAAAUAAAAGAAGACGGAUACAACCAAGAAUCGGAUAAGAACGAAGAACCGAUUGAAAAUGAUGAGACACAACCCAAAAACAAUAAAAAUCGCAAGCUGUUUUGUAUAAAAUCUGUGAACUCAUAUGGCAAUUCGGAGUUGCAUUCGUUUGCUGUUGAUGACGAUGACGACUUACGCUUAACAAACAAUACGUAUUUGGCGAUUGACUGGAAACCGAAGUGGAAAAAGCUAUAUUUUGAUGAAGAUGCAGAUGAGGAUAUAGACGAGCAUCCCAGUGUGCGGCAAAAAGGCCCGAGAGAGAAAACGAUUCAGUUGCAAGAUUGCUUAGAACUGUUUUUAACAAAAGAAAAGCUAGGUGCAGAGGACCCAUGGUAUUGUCCAACUUGCAAAAAGCACCAACAAGCAUCAAAGAAAUUUGAUUUAUGGGGACUUCCAACCGUUCUAGUUAUCCACUUGAAGCGAUUUUCUUAUAACAGGUGGUGGAGAGACAAAAUCGAUUCACUUGUAGAUUUUCCUAUCAGGGACUUAAACUUGACCCCGUAUGUUAUCGAUAAAGAGCAUCCCCCGGCAGUCUAUGAUCUGCACGCUGUCUCGAAUCACUAUGGAGGCAUGGGUGGAGGCCACUACACUGCUUAUUGCAAGAAUUUCUACGAUGGCAAAUGGUACUACUUUGACGAUAGUAGCGUAUCGAUUGCUGAUGAAAAUCAAAUAGUGUCAAAAGCUGCCUACGUUUUGUUCUACACACGAAGAAAGGACCCCGCCCAGCCACCACAUCCUGGCAACGAAUUUUUAUCGGAUGACGAAACAGCAGUGUUCCAGUCACAGGACACCAGUAGCGACGAAGGCGACUUUGAUAUGGAAACUUAGCAACUGAUAUCACCAUUUAUGUUCUGCGAUUUAAAAUUUCAGUUUUAGAAUCCUUCUGCGUUUCA